Messenger RNA from Papilio xuthus (Asian swallowtail), 1849 nucleotides. It is a transcript of the gene Ssadh, whose product is annotated as succinic semialdehyde dehydrogenase. Bases 223 to 1740 code for a protein of 505 amino acids. The record is from RefSeq and is a predicted model, not a curated record. Gene Ontology annotation, cellular component: mitochondrion. Gene Ontology annotation, biological process: GABA catabolic process. Gene Ontology annotation, molecular function: succinate-semialdehyde dehydrogenase (NAD+) activity. The transcript has a single exon. NCBI's taxonomy places the organism in Eukaryota, Metazoa, Arthropoda, Insecta, Lepidoptera, Papilionidae.
UCUUUCUCGUUUUUCGUUUCGUCCAAUACGGCAAACGUCAAAUCUAUGUUUUUAUUUAAAGUUUUUUAAAUAAAUUGUUAUCAAGAAUAUCAAGGCAGUUAAAUAACUUCGCAUUAAUAAGUUAUUAAAGUGUAUCAUUUAUUGCGCAUCUUAUCGUUUACGUCUGUGUUACGUAAAUUGAGAUACUGUGAACAGUGUUCGGCACCGGGCAAGCGUAAGAAAAUGAUUGUUUCGCGAAUCUAUACAACUCGAAUUUGUAAAUUUUAUACAAUUCUAUCAAGAAACAUGCAGUUGCUCAGGAAUCAGGCUUAUAUAAAUGGGCAAUGGGUGAGCGCCGACACCAAUUGUGUAUUUCCGGUGCACAAUCCUGCGAAUGACAGUGUAGUAACUGAUGUACCUGAUAUGGACGCUGGCGAUGCUAAGAAAGCGAUUGAGACUGCUUCUACUGCCUUUGAAACCUGGAAAAAUACUACCCAGAAGGAGCGCUCCUAUAUUCUUAGAAAAUGGUAUGAUGUUUGUCGAGAAAAUACUGAUUACUUAGCCGAAAUCAUAACGGCCGAAUCUGGUAAACCACUCUCGGAAGCUAAAGGCGAAGUGGCUUACGGUAAUUCGUUUUUGGAAUGGUUUGCUGACACUGCAAGGCACAUAAAUGGUGAAGUGUUAACAAGCCCAUGGCCAAAUAAACAAAUUAUGGUAACCAGACAUCCUGUUGGAGUAGUAUCAGUAAUAACACCAUGGAACUUUCCUUUUGCAAUGAUCACACGUAAAGUAGGUGCUUUAAUGGCGGCAGGAUGUACUUGUGUUAUUAAACCAUCAGAAGAUACACCAUUAGCGGCAUUAGCUGCUGCACAAUUAGCGGAACAAGCUGGUGUACCAAAAGGUGUUAUUAACGUGGUUACAACAAGUAGAAAAAAUGCUCCCGAAGUUGGCAAGAUAAUGUGUGAACAUCCAAAUAUAAGAUGCAUAUCUUUCACUGGCUCUACUCAUGUGGGAAAAAUCUUGUAUGGAAUGGCAGCUAAGGGAGUGAAAAGGGUAGCUUUAGAGUUAGGUGGAAAUGCUCCAUUCAUUGUAUUUUCAAGUGCUGAUAUAGAAAAUGCAUUAAAUCAGGCAAUGUUAGCUAAAUUUAGAAAUAAUGGUCAAGCCUGUGUUGGCGCAAACAGAUUUUUGAUUCAUGAAGAUGUGUAUGAUAAGUUUGUUGCGGGUUUCAAGGAAUACAUUGGCAAUAAAUGUAUCUUAGGUCCUGGUACAAAGGAAGGUGUAACUUGUGGGCCUUUAAUCAAUGAUAUGCAAGCUCAGAAAGUAUCCGGCUUGGUGAAUGAUGCUAUUAAACAUGGAGCAAAACCAUUAAUUGGUGGAAAAUUCUCCAACAUUGGGAAUAAGUUUUAUGAGUCAACAUUAUUAGUUGAUGUUAAACCUAAUAUGGCUAUUUAUGGUGAAGAGAUUUUUGGGCCGGUUGCUGUUUGCCUAAAAUUUAAAACAGAAGAUGAAGUUGUUGAAAUUGCAAACAAUACAAACAGUGGACUUGCAGCAUAUGUGUUUACUAGAGAGCUUGGCCAAGCAUUCAGGAUGUCUCGUCGUUUAGAGUUUGGGAUGGUUGCUAUAAACGAUGGUAUACUCUCAGCCGCUGAACCUCCAUUUGGUGGAAUAAAAGAAUCAGGAAUAGGAAGAGAAGGAAGCAAACAUGGCAUUGAAGAGUACACAGAUAUCAAAUAUACUCUAUUCUCAGGUCUAGAUAUGUAAUCUGUCUAAACAGAUUACAGUGCAUUGUGUACCUUUUUAGUUAUUUUUAUUAGCUUGCAAUCCUCUAACUGUAAGUUUCUGAGACUAAAUUCUUAAUUUUAUUUUAUUA